Molecule: messenger RNA, 4212 nt
Organism: Nicotiana attenuata
Lineage: Eukaryota; Viridiplantae; Streptophyta; Magnoliopsida; Solanales; Solanaceae
Product: ABC transporter B family member 11-like
Exons: 11
Coding region: 641-3943 (1100 amino acids)
Biological process (GO): transmembrane transport
Cellular component (GO): membrane
Molecular function (GO): ATP hydrolysis activity; ABC-type transporter activity; ATP binding
Source: RefSeq, a predicted model, not a curated record
AAUUGUGCGGAAAAGAGAGUUUCGGAUGAUGGUGCAGCCAUUUAUAGGACGGGAUACUUUUUGCGCGAACUUUUUUGGACAAUGGUGGAAAGAGAGAGGAAUGAAGGAAGAGAGAGCGUCAUCAUGGAGGCGGAUGACAUCGCAAGCGACGGGUGGAACACGGAGGAGUUCGCGGCGCUCUGCUCCUCAAAAGGAAGCAGCGAUCGAUCUCCUUAGACACCGUCGGAAACUUCAUUUCCAGAUUGACCUGUUGUUUGUCCAGUAGAUCCUUUGGAUGCAGGGACGGCUUCAUCCGAACGCAAUAAUUUUGGCUCUGACUGUUUAUGUAAUUAACAGUAAAAUCUAAUGGGCGGUGCUAGAAUCUCGAACUUGGAUCAGCCUCUGUGUCUGUGUGGGUGCCGUGACAGGGCACGCGGCGUUUAAUCCGUGUCUGCGUUUUCUGAAUCGGCUGGUUAUUUUUCAGGUGUCAUUACAACUUGUUUAUGUGGCAAUCGCUACUGGUGUAGCAGCAUUUCUUCAGGUGGCUUGUUGGACGAUCACUGCUGAGAGACAAGCUGCUCGACUAAGGGUGUUGUAUUUUAGAAGUAUUCUUCGACAAGAUGUUACUUUCUUCGAUAAGGAAGUAAAUACAGGGGAAGUUAUGGGGAAAAUGUCUGGUGACAUUUUUAUCAUACAAGAUGCUAUUGGCGAGAAGGUGGGGAGGUUCAUAAGGUACAUGGCAUUGUUUAUAGGAGGAUUUGUUAUUGCCUUCAUCAGGGGGUGGCUUCUAGCACUUGUUAUGGUUUCAACCAUUGUACCACUGGCAAUAGUUGUUGGUGUCAUGUUCCUCUUCAUGUCUAAAAAGGCUUCCGAUUCACAAAGAGCUUAUUCUAAAGCAGCCAAUGUAGUUGAGCAAACAAUUGCGUCCAUCAGAACAGUGGCAUCAUUCACAGGUGAAAAGCAGGCUGUCGAGAAGUAUAACAAGUUCCUACAAAAGGCGUACAGAUCUGGUGUACAUGAAGGACUUGCAAGUGGGUUAGGCUUGGGAUCAGUCCUUUUUAUUCUUUUCAGCAAUUAUGCUUUGGCUUUCUGGUAUGGUGGAAAGAUGAUCUUGGAGAAAGGUUACACAGGAGGUGCGGUGCUGAAUGUAACUCUAGCUGUGUUAACUGCUUCAACGUCAAUAGGUGAGGCAUCUCCUUGCUUAGCUGCAUUUACAGCAGGCCAAGCUGCUGCUUUCAAGAUGUUUGAAACAAUAAACAGAAAUCCAGAGAUUGAUGCGUACAACAAUAGUGGGAAGAUUUUGGAUGACAUCCGUGGUGAUAUAGAGAUAAAAGAUGUCUAUUUUAGCUAUCCGAGUCGACCAACAGAGAGAGUACUCAAUGAGUUUUCGCUGUUAAUCCCUAGUGGAAAAUCUGCUGCUUUGGUUGGAGAAAGCGGAAGCGGGAAAUCCACAGUGAUUAGUUUGAUUGAGAGAUUCUAUGAUCCACAAUUAGGUGAAAUUCUUAUAGACGGAGUUAAUCUCAAAGAGUUCCAAAUUAGGUGGAUUAGACAAAAAAUUGCUCUAGUAAGUCAAGAACCUACUUUGUUUUCAACUAGCAUCAAGGAAAAUGUUGCAUAUGGUAAAGAUGGAGCCACCAAGGAAGAAAUUGAAGUAGCAAUUGAGAUAGCUAAUGCAACCAAAUUUAUCAAAAGCCUACCCCAGGGAAUAGAAACUAUGGUCGGUGAACGUGGAACUCAACUUUCUGGUGGACAAAAACAGAGAAUUGCUAUAGCUAGGGCAAUUUUAAAAGACCCUCGCAUUUUACUUCUAGACGAGGCAACAAGCGCUCUAGAUGCCGAAUCAGAGGGUGCUGUACAAGAAGCACUUGACAAAAUUAUGGUUGCUAGAACAACCUUGAUAGUUGCACAUCGUCUCAGUACAGUGAGGAACGCAGAUAAUAUUGCUGUCAUUCAUCAAGGCAAAAUUGUUGAGAAAGGCAAACACUUUGAGCUAUUGAAAAAUCCUGAGGGAGCAUACUCUCGACUUAUUCACUUCCAAGAAGUAAAUCAAGCAAAAGAGCAAAUAUGCCUCAAUGAUUCACGACAUCUUUCCAAGGAGUCAAGACCAGAAUCCAGAAACAAUUAUGGUACUCCAGCAAUUGAUGACAUUCCUGAAACUAGAUUAGCAAGAGCAACAGAUACGAAAUUAAAAGUAUCUAAAAAGCUCGAAAAAGAUCCAGUUGCUCGUCUUGCAUAUCUCAAUAAGCCUGAGUUUCCUAUUUUAUUUGUGGGAGCUGUAAUUGCAUCAGUUUCUGGUUCCGUCCUCCCCAUUUUUGGAUUAUUGUUAUCAAACAUGAUUAAAUCAUUUUAUGAGCCACCAGAGGAACUAAAGAAAGAUACACAAUUUUGGGCACUCAUGAUCGUGGUUAUUGCAACAACGUUACUGAUUUCAUCUCCAUUAGCGACACUAUCUUUUACCGUGGCUGGUUGUAAGUUAAUCCAACGUAUUAGAUCGAUGUGCUUUCAAAAGGUUGUCCACACGGAAAUUGGUUGGUUCGAUGAGCCACAGAACUCAGUCGGAGUGAUAGCCACAAAGCUUUCUGCUGAUGCUGCUAUUGUUCGAGCUCUCGUGGGGGAUAUAUUGGAAAAAAUAACUAAAGAUCUCGCGGCUGCAAUUGUUGGGGCAGUAAUUGCUUUUCGAGCAAGUUGGUUAUUGUCACUUAUUAUCUUUUCCAUGCUGCCAUUUAUGGUGGCCAAUAUUUAUGUUCAAAACAAGUUCGCUAAAGGAUUUGGUGCUGAUGCAAAGAAGUUGUAUGUGCAAGCAAGUCAAAUAGCCAAUGAUGCAGUUGGAAAUAUAAGAACAGUUGCUUCUUUUUGUGCAGAAGAGAAGGUUAUGGAAUUAUAUAAAAAGGAAAGUGAUGGCCCAAUGAAGGCCAGGGCAGGAGAAGGUUUGAUUAGUGGAAUUAGUUAUGCAAUUACAUCGUCGUUAAUAUUCUUUGUCUACUCAGCAAGUAGUUACGCUGGAGCUCGACUUGUACAGGAUGGAAAAAUUACAUUUUCUGAUCAUUUCCGCGUUUUCCUUGCUGUGUUUUUGAUAGCUAUGGUUAUUUCUCAGUCAAGCUUCUUUGCUAAUGAUUUACAAAAAUCUAUGAGUGCAGCCACUUCAAUAUUUGAUAUAUUAGACAGAAAUUCGAAGAUAGACUCAAGUAAUGAGGAUGGUUUGACAUUAGUCCAUAUCAAAGGAGUAGUACAGUUUAAAGAAGUAUGCUUUACAUAUCCAACAAGGCCAAACAUCCUUGUUCUUCGUUGCUUCAGCCUGACAAUUUCGAGUGGGCAGACAAUUGCUUUAGUCGGAGAAAGUGGCUGCGGGAAGUCGACAGUGAUCUCACUCUUACAACGAUAUUAUGAUUUUGAUUCGGGUCGAAUUAUGUUAGAUGGGAUUGACAUUACAAAUUUCAACUUGAAAUGGCUGAGGCAUCAAAUGGGGCUUGUGAGCCAAGAACCAGUUCUGUUCAAUGAUACAAUCCGAGCCAACAUCAUGUAUGGGAAGGAAGGAGAUCCAACUGAAGGUGAACUAGUAACUGCAGCAAAAUUAGCAAAUGCUCACAAGUUCAUUUGUGGCUUACAGCAGGGGUACGAUACCAUAGUUGGGGAGCGAGGUGUUCAGCUUUCGGGUGGUCAGAAACAAAGAGUUGCCAUUGCACGAGCUAUUGUGAAAAAUCCCAAAAUAUUAUUACUGGAUGAAGCUACUAGUGCGCUUGAUGCAGAAUCUGAAAGGAUUGUCCAAAUGGCAUUAGACCAAAUCAUGGUAACUCGAACUACGAUUAUAGUAGCGCACAGAUUAUCAACAAUUAAGGGAGCAGACUUAGUUUGUGUGAUGAAUAAUGGGGCCAUUAUAGAAGAAGGAAGCCAUGAAACUCUUGUCAGUAACGAAAAUGGCCACUAUUCCUCUCUCUUCAAACUUCAUAUGGGAUCUAUCUCCUAACUCUUAUUUUGGCUAUAAACGUCAUACAUGCUUUUUUUUAACAAGAAACUAGGAAAUUAUCAGAAGUUAUAUGUUACUGGCAGUUGCAUAGCAAAUAGUAGUGCUUUGGCUGCUGCUGCUGAAGCUUAUAUGUUAAAGGCUACAAUUCUAGUAAUGCUUCUGCUGCUGCAGCAUUCAAACAACAGCUUUACUAAAUUGACUGAGCUCAGUGGAGUUUUCUAUUAAAUUUGUAAAACUAAUUAUUUUUGAAAAAUAAUUUUCCCUGUCUA